UAUUGUGAUAGGCAUAUUCAUUUGGUUGAACAUGGACGCUCUUUACUCCAACAUCCAUUACUAUCUUGUUGAACAUCCAACAAUAAGCCAAUUUGAAUGGAAACAAGGUCACACUUUUGGUUCUUCCAUUUCUUUUCUUACUAUUUCCGUCUCUGUUUACUUGUGUCUGACUCUCUUGUCGAUUCGUUUUUCUGCAUUUAUCCCUACCCUUACUACCACCACCAUUCGCAACAUUACCGCGAUCCAUAGCCUCAUUCUUUGUCUCCUCUCUCUACUCAUGGUCAUUGCCGGCAUCCUUUCUGUCUUACACCAAAUGCCACCUCAUGAUUGGAAGUGGAUCGUAUGUUUUCCAGGUGCCAAUCAUACUCUUCCACGUGGGCCUGUGUUCUUUUGGAUUUAUAUUUGUUAUCUCUCAAAAAUUCUUGAAUUUAUUGAUACACUUUUAAUCGUCCUAAGUAGUUCUAGAUCAAGAAGGUUAUCAUUCCUUCAUGUCUAUCACCACACACUUGUGACGGUUCUUGGCUAUAUUGGACUUCAAUAUGCACAGUCCAUGUUGGGACUUGCUCUUAUAGUCAACGCUUCGAUUCAUGUUAUAAUGUAUGCAUAUUAUUUCCUAUCCGCGAUAGGAAAAAGGCCAUGGUGGAAAAAAGUGGUGACAAAUUGUCAAAUAUAUCAAUUUAUGCUAGGGUUUAUAAUAUCGGCUUUGAUGUUGUAUUAUCACUUUACAACUGAGUUUGGAUGCACUGGAGUUGGAGCAUGGUGUUUUGGUAUUGUUUUUAAUGCAUCAUUAUUAGUGCUCUUUCUUGAUUUUCAUUCCAAGAAUUAUAACAACAACGUCAAGAAAGAGCUCUAAUUUAUGAUUAAGUUAAAGUGGCGGUCAUGUCUCGCAUGUGCCCAAGUAUAGUGACUGCUAUCAUGUUUUCUCCUAAUUUUAUCAAUUCCAGACUCAAGUGUGUGUUCAUUCAUCUUCAUUCCAAACAAAGGCGAGCAUCUCCUUUGUAUCCAUUGCUUAUCUCUAUUGCUUAUCUACUUUGUAGUUUUUAAAAAUUUUAUUUGAUUUUCCAUUUGAUGUUAGAUGCUCUUAUUAUUGAAGUUUCAGUUAAAUUCAAAUUAAACUUCAAGUUUCAUUUUUUGUUA
Molecule: messenger RNA, 1137 nt
Organism: Solanum lycopersicum (tomato)
Lineage: Eukaryota; Viridiplantae; Streptophyta; Magnoliopsida; Solanales; Solanaceae
Source: RefSeq, a predicted model, not a curated record